AAUGAAAUAUCGAUUAACGGUGUUCUUAUCUGUCACAAUGUCAUGUAUGACCUUAAACUUCCAUUAUUUAUAUCCCAAAUAAGAAACAUAAUGUCUUAAUAACACACCAUAAGGUUGAAGAUACAUUUACAAGUAACAAAACAUAAAAAUAAUUAAUUUCACUCCUCCGGAUUCUGCAUCGUCCGCCAUUACUUUGUAUGUGUAUUAAGGCAAUGAAUCAAAAGUGACGUCGUUGUCAUCUCGAAGCGUAAAAGAGAGCUCUAAACAUAAGUGACAAAACUUCAGAUAAAUUAAGCAUUAAUUUAUAUGUGUAAUGUUUCAAAUGAAAGAUCUUGAUCAGUACUGUAACAUAAUAGUAAUCUUAAUCGACAAUUUCCUAUAGUAUGUUUGUAAAUCAUGUAUAAAUUAUGACUAAAUUCAUCCGAUUUUUCCCCCAAAUGUAAUGGUUUCUAUUGAUGUCUAUCGUGAUGGGGUAUUAGAACAAUGUGUUAAGAAUAAAAUAAAAGCAUUUUCACAUCUGCGCGUGGUAGCGCUUUACAGCGCCCAGCCUCCAAAGUGGGAUGGUGUGUACAGGCGAUUUCGGCAUUUUCCGUAAAAUACCGUUUCCAGACGAACAUGACCGAAUGUUCAUUCGUACAUGAUCGGUAAUAUCCGCAAUUUGAGUAGCCCCCCUUUACUACUCUCUGCUCUAUAAGCCGACACGGAAAAAAUCACUACGAAAUUUGGGAACAUAUUUCACAAUAUCAUGUAUUGAAAGGAUAUAUUACGUUAUCUUUAUACACAGAAUAGUUCGUUACUAUUAUUUCUAUUAAAUGUGGACUGACAGUAUUAUCAUCAUACAUAGUUCAGAGUCUGAAGAAGAAGACGCUGAUCAUAAUCACCAUUUCAAGAGACAGAAAACGUGUGAUGAGUCAUAUGUAGACAGUGAUGCAACUACACUGCCACCAAGUGACAAUGAGACUCUGCCGCCUGCUCUUAAGUUGUAUGUGGAUGUUGACAGUGAUGUGACUACAUUGCCACCAAGUGACAACGAGACUCUGCCUCCUUCUGAUAAGUUGUAUGUAGAUGUUGACAGUGAUGUGACUACAUUGCCACCAAGUGACUACGAGACUCUGCCUCCUUCUGAUAAUUUGUAUGUAGAUUUUGACAGUGACGUUACUACAUUGCCACCAAGUGAUGAUGAGACAAAACAUCCUUUAGAUCUGUUGUAUCUACAUCUUGACAGUGACAUUACUACAUUGCCACACAGUGACGAUGACACACUACCUCCUUCUCAUGUGAUUGAUUCACUGGAAUUGGAGAUAAAUUCACAGUCUCUACAACUUUCUGACACACUUGAUGAAGUUCAAAGUACCUUACUGGAAAGCAGCACCUUGGAAUUGUUUGUUGAAGACAUACCAAUUCAGCCUUACAGUGAUACCCCAGGUUCCUGGAUAUCCAAAGUGGUUCAAUGUGAAGUUUGAAAAUGAUACUGCUAUUUACACAUACGAAUUGAUGAACGAU
Messenger RNA from Mercenaria mercenaria, 1503 nucleotides. RefSeq lists its product as uncharacterized. The coding region runs from base 813 to 1463 and encodes 216 amino acids. NCBI's taxonomy places the organism in Eukaryota, Metazoa, Mollusca, Bivalvia, Venerida, Veneridae. The transcript has 9 exons. The record is from RefSeq and is a predicted model, not a curated record.